Messenger RNA from Sapajus apella (tufted capuchin), 3788 nucleotides. RefSeq names its product semaphorin 4A (gene SEMA4A). The coding region runs from base 752 to 3037 and encodes 761 amino acids. Lineage: Eukaryota; Metazoa; Chordata; Mammalia; Primates; Cebidae. Gene Ontology annotation, biological process: negative regulation of axon extension involved in axon guidance; negative chemotaxis; axon guidance. The transcript is spliced from 15 exons. The record is from RefSeq and is a predicted model, not a curated record. Gene Ontology annotation, molecular function: semaphorin receptor binding; chemorepellent activity.
UGGUCAGUGAGCAUGAGUUCAGAUGGGAAAUGUUCUGGGCUUCCUACUGGCCUGAUGCCAAACAGUGACGGAGAUUAGACUACAAGAGGGACUUCCUCCGCAAAAUCACAGAUAAGAGCCUAAUACAAUUCUUUUAUUUUUUCAAAAGAUUAUGGCCCAGUUGAGAGUGGGAGGUUCAAAGGUUAGACCACUGCAGGGACUUUCCAGUGGGUAGCAGUGGAGAGACCCCACCUUGUGGGUAAGUGAAAAGAGGAAUAUGUCAUGUCCCCUGUCUGCGAAAUCUGAAGCAAGAGGAGAAACCGCUGCUAGCCUGGUUAGACUGGCUGUGACAUGACAGAGAGGCAGGGAAAUCGCUGAAAUGACCUAGAAGGGCCUCUUAAACUUUCUGGAUGGACCGAGCAAGAGGAGGGAGAGAGAGGUGUGUCUCUUGUGAGGAGGGUGAACCUCUUUUUAUUCCCUCCCAUUCCACCAACUUCCGCCCAAGCCAGGAUCUGUCACAACUCGAGAGGUGGAAAUUCCAGUUUCCCUGGCCCAGAGCUUCCAGUGCUGGCUUUGGCAUGAUGGGCACCUGGAGGGCUGCACUCCCGUUCCAGCCAGGCUGAGCUUUCUGUCCCAUGCCUCUGGGGCCUGGGAACCCCCCUUCUUCUUUCUCCUGAAUGGCACCCCCGCCCUAGAAUCCAGACACCAGGUUUUCCACUGUGGCUGGUUCAAGGGUAUGUGAGAGCUCCCUGGUGACAGCCUGUGGCUGAGCAUGGCCCUCCCAGCCCUGGGCCUGGACCCCUGGAGCCUCCUGGGCCUUUUCCUCUUCCAACUGCUCCAGCUGCUGCUGCCGACGACGACCGCGGGGGGAGGCGGGCAGGGGCCCACGCCCAGGGUCAGAUACUAUGCAGGAGAUGAACGCAGGGCACUAAGCUUCUUCCACCAGAAGGGCCUCCAGGAUUUUGACGCUCUGCUCCUGAGUGAUGAUGGAAAUACUCUCUAUGUGGGGGCUCGAGAAGCCAUUCUGGCCUUGGAUAUCCAGGAUCCAGGGGUGCUCAGUCUAAAGAACAUGAUACCAUGGCCCGCCAGUGACAGAAAGAAGAGUGAAUGUGCCUUUAAGAAGAAGAACAAUGAGACACAGUGUUUCAACUUCAUCCGUGUCCUGGUUUCUUACAAUGCAACCCAUCUCUACACCUGCGGCACCUUCGCCUUCAGCCCUGCUUGUACCUUCAUUGAACUUCAGGAUUCUUACCUGUUGCCCAUCUUGGAGGACAAGGUCACAGAGGGAAAAGGCCAAAGCCCUUUUGACCCCGCUCACAAGCAUACAGCUGUCUUGGUGGAUGGGACGCUCUAUUCUGGCACCAUGAACAACUUCCUGGGCAGUGAGCCCAUCCUGAUGCGCACACUGGGAUCCCAGCCUGUCCUCAAGACCGACACCUUCCUCCGCUGGCUGCAUCCGGACGCCUCCUUCGUGGCAGCCAUCCCUUCGACCCAGUUCGUCUACUUCUUCUUCGAGGAGACAGCCAGCGAGUUUGACUUCUUUGAGAGGCUCCACACAUCCCGGGUGGCUCGAGUCUGCAAGAACGACGUGGGAGGCGAAAAGCUGCUGCAGAAGAAGUGGACCACCUUCCUGAAGGCCCAGCUGCUCUGCACCCAGCCGGGGCAGCUGCCCUUCAACGUCAUCCGCCACGCGGUCCUGCUGCCCGCGGAUUCUCCCACAGCUCCCCACAUCUACGCAGUCUUCACCUCCCAGUGGCAGGUUGGCGGGACCAGGAGCUCUGCAGUUUGUGCCUUCUCUCUCAUGGACAUUGAACGUGUCUUUAAGGGGAAAUACAAAGAGUUGAACAAAGAAACUUCACGCUGGACUACUUACAGGGGCCCUGAGACCAACCCCCGGCCGGGCAGUUGCUCAGUGGGCCCCUCUUCCGAUAAGGCCUUGACCUUCAUGAAGGACCAUUUCCUGAUGGAUGAGCAGGUGGUGGGGACGCCCCUGCUGGUGAAGUCUGGCGUGGAGUAUACACGGCUUGCAGUGGAGACAGCCCAAGACCUUGAUGGGCACAGCCAUCUUGUCAUGUACCUGGGCACCACCACGGGGUCCCUCCACAAGGCUGUGGUGAGUGGGGACAGCAGUGCUCAUCUGGUGGAAGAGAUUCAGCUGUUCCCUGACCCUGAACCUGUUCGCAACCUGCAGCUGGCCCCCACCCAGGGUGCAGUAUUUGUGGGCUUCUCAGGAGGUGUCUGGAGGGUGCCCCGAGCCAACUGUAGUGUCUAUGAGAGCUGUGUGGACUGUGUCCUUGCCCGGGACCCCCACUGUGCCUGGGACCCUGAGUCCCGAACCUGUUGCCUCCUGUCUGCCCCCAACCUGAAUUCCUGGAAGCAGGACAUGGAGCACGGGAACCCAGGGUGGGCAUGUGCCAGUGGCCCUAUGGGCAGGAGCCUCCGGCCUCAGAGCCGCCCACAAAUCAUUAAAGAAGUCCUGGCUGUCCCCAGCUCCAUCCUGGAGCUCCCCUGUCCCCACCUGUCAGCCUUGGCCUCUUACUAUUGGAGUCAUGGCCCAGCUGCAGUCCCAGAAGCCUCUUCCACGAUCUACAAUGGCUCUCUCUUGCUGAUACUGCAGGAUGGGGUUGGGGGUCUCUACCAGUGCUGGGCCACUGAGAAUGGCUUCUCAUACCCUGUGGUCUCCUAUUGGGUAGACAGCCAGGACCAGCCCCUGGCCCUGGAUCCUGAACUGGCAGGCAUACCCCGGGAGCACGUGGAGGUCCCGUUGACCAGGGUCAGUGGUGGGACCGCCCUGGCUGCCCAGCGGUCCUACUGGCCCCACUUUGUCACUGUCACUGUCCUCCUUGCCUUAGUGCUUUCAGCAGCCCUCAUCAUCCUCUUGGCCUCCCCAUUAGGAGCGCUCCGGGCUCGGGGCAAGGUUCAGGGCUGUGGGACCCUGCCCCCUGGGGAGAAGGCCCCGUUGAGCAGAGAGCAACACCUCCAGCCUCCCAAGGAAUGCAGGACCUCUGCCAGUGAUGUGGACGCUGAUAGCAACUGCCUAGGCACUGAGGUGGCUUAACUCUAGGCACAGGCUGGGGCUGCAGGACAGGCACCUGGCCAUGCUGGCUGGGUGGCACCAGCACAGCCCUGACUAGGAUGAGAGUAGCACAGAAGACCACCGUCCUCCCUUGAGAGGAGCUUCGGCUACUCCUCAUCACUGAUGGCACUCAGCAGGGUCGUGCACAGCAGUCUGCCUCCCCUAUGGGACUCCCUUCUGCCAAGCACAUGAGCUCUCCAGCAGAGUGGGGGCUAUCCACAGACCUGCUCCUACGCUGAUAUUGAAGAACCUGGAGAGGAUCCUUCAGUUCUGGCCGUUCCAGGGACCCUCCAGAAACACUGUUCCAAGAGACCCUAAAAAGCCUGCCUGCCCCAGGACCCAAUGGUAAUAAAAACCAAACAUCUAAAGAACCAUAUGCUAAUAGGCCACUCCUGGAAACUCCGCUCUGAAGCUGCCACUUUGGACACCAAUACUCCCUUCUCCCAGGGUCGUGCCGGGAGCUGCUCCUUCUUGCUUCCCUUACCGGUCAUGCACCACUGAUUCCCAGGAAGUCUUUCCUGAAGUCUGACCACCUUCCUUCUUGCUUCAGUUGGGGCAGACUGUGAUCCCUUCUGCGCUGGCAGAAUGGCAGGGGUAAUCUGAGCCUUGUUCACUCCUUUACCCUACCUGAUCCCUUGACCUCUCCCCCUCCCUUUUCCUUUGUUUUGGGAUUCAGAAAACUGCUUGUCAGAGACUGUUUAUUUUUUAUUAAAAAUACAAAGCUUAUGUAUGA